GCACUCAGUGCGUGCAGCCUGCGCUCCCAACAAGCCCCGCGCGCGGCCCGUUAGGCUCCGGGGGCUGUGGACUUACUUGAGGUGCCGCGCGCUCUCUUCCACUGGGCAUCACCGUGAGACGGGUUCGGUGCCCCAGCUCUGGCCUCUGUGAACUGUGCUUCUCCAGGCAAGUAAACCCCAAGGAGGACUGACCAGUUCUUGAAUUUCUAAACCAUGGCCCAUGGAUCAGUGAUGUUCAGUGAUGUGUCCAUAGAUUUCUCUCAGGAGGAGUGGGACUACCUGGACUUGGAACAGAGAGAUUUGUAUAGAGAUGUAAUGUUGGAGAACUACAGCAACUUGGUCUCAUUGGGAUGCUUUGUUUCUAAACCAGAUGUGAUUUUCUUAUUGGAGCAAGGAAAAGAGCCCUGGAAAGUAGUGAGGAAAGGAAGAAGACGAUAUCCAGCUUUGGAGACCAACUAUGAGACCAAGAAGUUAUCUUCAGAAAAUGACAUUCAUGAAAUAAACUUAUCCCAGUGGAAGGUAAUGGAGAGAAUUAAAAACCAUGGCCUUAACAGACUCAUUUUAAAAAAUGAUUGGGAGUCCAGAAGAAAAUUUGAAGGACAAGAGGAAUAUUUCAAUCAAGUGAAAAUUACAUCUCAAAAAGUGUCCUCUUACCAAAAAUACUCAUCUUUUUCUUCACAUCAGAGACUUCAUUUUGUCGAGAAACCCUAUGAAUGUAAGGAAUGUGGGAAGGCCUUUAGAGUACGCCAACAACUUACCUUUCAUCACAGAAUUCAUACUGGUGAGAAACCUUAUGAAUGUAAGGAGUGUGGGAUGGCCUUUAGACAGACAGCACAUCUUACUCGACAUCAGAGACUUCAUUCUGGUGAAAAACUCUAUGAAUGUAAGGAAUGUGGAGAAUCUUUCAUAUGUGGCCCAGACCUUAGAGUACAUCAAAAAAUUCAUAUUGGUGAGAAACCUUAUGAAUGUAAAGAAUGUGGGAAAGCCUUCAGAGUUCGUGGACAACUUACUCUACAUCAGAGGAUUCAUACUGGAUUUGCUUUAAUCAGGUUUGAUAAGUCACGAAGACAUGGAAAUGAUUAUCAUUGAAGGAAGACGCUUAUAUGCAGAGAUUUCUGCAAACAGGAGGAACCGAGUAUACGUAGGAGAACAUGGAAGGAGCACCUAGUCCUGUUAGGAGGCAGAAGGCGGAAGAGGGCAGAGCAUGACUCAGAACCUUUACUGGAGUUUUCCCAGGAAGGAAUGGGUGACGUGAUGCCAGGUAGGUACACUGAGCAAGUUUAAGACUGGGUAGAUUGAAUAAUUUUGUGGGCUCUGAACUCCAGUGGUGGUCCUCAGUUGUCCAGUACCUGGCCCUGGGGUGAUUUAGGGCAGGAGAAAUAAUGGCUUGGUGUAUGAGAGUUUGAUAAAGGAGAUGUUUGAUAAAGGGGUGUGGACUUUGGAUUGGUUGGUUUGUAUAUCAACGGCAUGCUUGCCAGGAGGGUCGUUUGUCAAGGAAUUUGCUAGCCCUAGAAGCAGUAGUCUCUCCAAUAUCAAGUCCCCAAAUGCCAGAGCAUCAAGAAUACAGAAAAUAAGAAAAUACAGGCAAUACAAUCCUGAUUUGGACAAAUAAAAAAAAGACAACUUUUUACAUUAUUGUGAAAAAGUAAACCUGGAGUGGGUAUUAAAUUAUAUUAAAUAAUUAUUAUUCAUUUGUUAGGCAUGAUGAUGGCAUGGGAGUGCGUGUGUGUAUGUGUGUAUAAAUCCUUAUGCAUUAGAGAGCCAUACUGAAGUAUUCAAGGAUGAAAUUAUAUGUAUGAUUUGCUUUAUAAUACUAAAGAAAAAAUGGGAAGGAUAGAUGAAACAAGAUCAGAAAAAUGCUGUAAAUCGUUGAAGCCGGGUAAUGGGUAUAUAGGGUUCACUGUGCUAUUCUUACUACUUUGCAUAUAUUUGAAAACUUCCAUAAUAAAGUUUUUGUUUAAGUGGAAAAUCUGAAAUUUUAGACUACUUAGUGAUAAAUGAUAAUUUGAUCCCUACAGAUAAAAAUUUGUGGGAAGGGCUUCCCUGGUGGCGCAGUGGUUAAGAAUCCACCUGCCAAUGCAGGGAACUCGGGUUCAAGCCCUGGUCCAGGAAGAUCCCACAUGCCGCAGAGCAACUAAGCCCAUGCGCCACAACUACUGAGCCUGCGUGCCAGAGCCCAUGAGCCACAACUCCUGAAGCCUGGGUGCCUAGACUCUGUGCUCUGCAACAAGAGAAGCCACUGCAAUGAGAAGCCCCUGCUCACCGCAACUAGAGAAAGCCCGUGCAUAGCAACAAAGACCCAAUGCAGCCAAAAAUAAUUAAAUAAAUAAAUUAAAAAAAAAUUUGUGGGAAGCCACCAAAGCUCUACGUUGUAGGAAAUUAACAACCUUAAUGCAUUUAGAAAACCUGGAUUGAGCAGUUAGUUCACGACUCUGUUACCACACAUACCGUGCCUGUCACAUAGCAGGCAGUUGGCAAAAGUGUUGGGGAAAAAAAGCAUUAACAUAAGCCAGAAAACAUGUUUUUUACAAGGGCUCUCAGCAGUGAAAGCAUGAAGUCCUAACUACUGGACUGCCAGGGAAUUCCCAGAAAACAUUUAUUUAUUUAUUUAAUUUAUUUUUGGCUGCAUUGGGUCUUGUUGCUGCGCGCGGGCUCUUUCUAGUUUCGGCGAGUGGGACCCACUCUUUGUUGUGGUGUGCGGGUCUCUCAUUGCGGUGGCUUCUCUUGUUGUGGAUCAUGGGCUCUAGGCAUGUGGGCUUCAGUAGUUGUGGCUCGAUGGCUCUAGAGUGCAGGCUCAGUAGUUGUGGCGCAUGGGCUUCGUUGCUCCCUGGCAUGUGGGAUCUUCCCGGACCAGGGCUCAAACCCCUGUUCCCUGCAUUGCCAGGCGGAUUCUUAACCUCUGCGCCACCAGCGAAGCCCCGUUUUUUUUUAAUUAAGGUAAAUAGCAGGAAGUAAUUCAUUUUAAUUCAUAAAAGUAAAAGUACAAUUUUUAAAAAGUAGAAGAGGGACUUCCCUGGUGGUGCAGUGGUUAAGAAUCCACCUGCCAGUGCAGGGGACACGGCUUUGAGCCCUGGUCUGGGAAUAUCCCACAUGCUGCGGAGCAACUAAGCCCAACUACUUAGCCACAACUACUGAGCUUGCACUCUAGAGCCCACAAGCCACAACUACUGAGCCCGUGUGCCGCAACUACUGAAGCCUGCAUACAUAGAGCCUGUGCUCCGCAACAAGAGAAGCCACUACAAUGAGAAGCCCACACACUGCAACGAAGAGUGGCCCCUGCUCACUGCAACUAGAGAAAGCCCACAUGCAGCAACGAAGACCCAAUGCAGCCAAAAAUAAAUUAAAAAAUAAAUUUUUUUUAAAAAAGUAAAAGAAUAGUUAAUAAAGUAGUAGAUUUUAUCCAAGAAUAUUCUCUUUGAAAAGACCAUUAAUAUAGAAUCAGCAGUUAUUAUUGAAGGACAAAAGUUGAUUCAAUUACAGCUUUAUGUAUGGGAAUGGUGAAAUAGGUACAUAUAUCAAAGAGAUUUAAAAGUUUUAAAAUUUAUGCGUUACUAUAUACAUAUAUUUCAGUAUGUAUAAAAAUAUAGAGAAUGAGCUAUCUAGAGAAACCAAAAUGAUCAAAGUUGACUCAAGAGACUAUAGAAAGCCUGAACAAUCUAUAGAUUUUAUAUUUUAUUUUAUAUUUGAAACAAUUUAUAAUUUAUAGAUUUUAUAGUUUUAUAAUGUAUGAGAUCUGUAAACAAAGGAAAUUUAAAUGGAGUUAUGUUCUUGUUUUUAUAAAAACUAGAAUCGAUAGUUUUUCAGGCAAUAAAAUUUUAAAGAUUAGAUAACUUCUAACAAAAUUUUGCAGGAUCAUUCUAUAAGGCAGAUAUCCCAAUAAUAAAAUUUUAGACGAGGGUAAUCCCUAAAAAGCAAAAUCUAGACCAAUAUCAUUUAAGAUACGUGCAGACAUUCCAAGUAAAGUUCAGUAAGUUGAACUCAGUAGUCUAAUAAACAGUUAUAAAACAUAAAAUGAUUUACCAGGAAUACCCAGGGCCUUACCUUUUGUGAUUUAGUUAGGCAUUUAGGUUUUCUAACUUGAGCGGUGUAACAGUGUUGGGAAAAAUGAUGUGAUCCUGCCCCAAUAAUUUCUUUCAUUUGUUUCUCUUCUUUUUCUCGUUUAUUUUAGCUUCAUCAAUUUUAUAAAAGGAAUGAAAGAUUAUUUGAAAAAUAGGCAUUCAAUACUUAAAAGUUAUUGCCUUCUACAAAAGAAAAACAAGUAUUGCCACAGCACUUUAUUUUCAACCAAAUGAAUGUCACUGUCAUACACUGACUUGUACCUCUAAGUCCAUUUUGCUCAGAGUGGGCAGAUUGGGCAGAUGUCAUUGAAUAAUCAGUCACCAUCUAGAAUAAUAAAUCUCUUCCACUCAUGAUUUCAAAUUGCUUUUAAUUUGUGGACAUUACACAGUGUUUACACAAAUAUGUAACAUACACAAUGAGCAUUUUAAGUGCUAUUAGGUGUUUCUUCACCCUGGUAACAUUUUCUUGUUAACUGAAGUCUUUUGGGGACAGUACAUUAACUCAAAAUUUCUUAAAAUAUGUUCCACAAAACACCAGUACUUAAUGGUUCUUGAAGAAAAUGAUUUUGUGGUCAAACAAGCAUGCAAGCUCUAUAUUCUAUAUUUCUUGGAAGAAAAAAAUCACAUUAAGUGCCUAUCAAAAGACUAUCAAAAAUGUUUCAUUUUAUCUAACUCAGUGUAUCUCAUACUUUGCUAUAGAACUCCCAUUCCCAAUACUAUUGUAGGUGUAAUUCCACUUUGGCAGAUGUUGCCCUAACCAAAAGGAGAGGCUUCAAGGAUGGAAAUGUCAGCAUUGUGGCAGGUGUAUGGUUAUCUAGCAAGGCAAGCAACUCAGCAUGCUGUCCAACCAGCUGCUUGCUUUUUUUUGGAUUUAACAUGGUUCUUUUCAGUAGAAUAGAAAACCCCCAGUCCUUUUCUUUAUAUAAGUACACCAUAUGUAUUGAGGCCUUUUAUUGGUCAAUAUUUAGGUUAUAUAUAAUUUCUCACUGAAAAAUAUCUUGUUGAAUAUCUGAGUUUCUUGCUAUACAUAACAAGGGUUUCCCUGAGGUAUUUAUCAAAAGGUGAGAUUGGUAAGUCAGAGGUUAUGUUCAUGUUCAACCUCGCUAGAUAUUGCUGUAGAAAAGGAGAACAUCCUUAUGGUACCAAUUUACAACCCCUUCAACCAGUGAAAUAUUAUUUCCUUAUAUCCCCACUUCUGGUAUGUGCUUUAAUAUUUUCCUGGUAAAUAAUGAGUUGAGCAUCUUUUCACAUAUGUUUAUUGCUAAAUACUAUAGCUUGCCAAUUCAUAUGUAUUGCCCAUGUUCCUUUUUUUAAAAACAUUCAUAUAAAAAUAGUGGGAUUCUUAAAAAUAACAUUCUAGAUAGUAAUCCUUUACCUAGUAUUAUGAUGGACUCACCUUCUCCCAGACUGUGGCUUAUUUGUUUUUAUUGUGAUAUUGUCAUAUUAAAAUUUUAAAUAUGGAUACAAUCAUUGCUUUCAUUAUUACCCAAUAACCUUUAAAAUUCAUUUUUUACUAGACUCUUGAUUUUUUAGGUAAUCAGUUAUGUCAACUACAAAUAGAUAUGAUUUUUUCCUGAAUAUAGUGAUUAUUUUAUUAUUCUUACUCUAACAGAAAUAAUUUCCAGAACAAGACUUAGGAUUAGUGGUGAUAGAGGGCAUCUAGUUGUUUUUCCCAACAUAAUGGAAAUCACUUAGUGUAAUGUUUGCUCUGUGUUUGAGGUAAACAGACCUUGUGUGGUUCACUUGUUUCCUUCAGUCCCUAUUUAACUUUUUUUUUUUUUAAUUAAAAAUGCCUGCUGGGGCUUUCCUGGUGGCGCAGUGGUUGAGAGUCCACCUGCCAAGGCAGGGGACGCGGGUUCGUGCCCCGGUCCAGGAAGAUCCCACAUGCCGCAGAGCGGCUGGGCCCGUGAGCCAUGGCCGCUGGGCCUGCGUGUCCGGAGCCUGUGCUCUGCAACGGGAGAGGCCACAACAGUGAGAGGCCCGCAUACCGCAAAAAAAAAAAAAAAAAAAAAAAAAUGCCUGCUGAAUAUUGUCAGAUGCCUUUUUGGCACAGAUAUAUUUUCCUUCUUGAAUUUGUUAAUGUGAUAAGGUGUACUUUGGUCAUUAAGGCAACAUGAUACUGAUGCAAAACGAACAAGUAGACCAACAGAAUAAAAUAAAGAGCCCUGAAACAGACCUACAUACAUGUGGUCAUCUGAUUUAUGACAAAGGUUCCUCUGCAGUGUGGUUGCAGAGGAAGUGAUGUUCUUUUCAAUAAGUAGCACUGGAUCAAUUGCAUAUCCAUAUCGAUAAGAAAUUAACCUUGGCUCUUAUCUUACACUUCACACAAACCAAUUCCAGAUGUGUUAAUGAUGUAAUUGUAGAAGAUAAGAUAAGGACUUUAGAAGAAAACAUAGAAUAUCUUUCUAGCCUUGGGAUAGCAAAGAUUUCUUAAACAGAACACAAAAAGCACUAACCAUAUAGAGAAAAAAAGGUAAAUUUUACUAUAUUAAAUUAAAAAAUCUAUUUUCAUCAAAAGACACCAUUAAAGUGAAAAGGCAAGCCACAGACUGGGAGACUAUAUUCACAAUACAUAAAUUUGACCAAGAAUAUAUAAAGAACCACUACAAAUCUAAGUGACAGACAACCAAAUAAGAAAUGGGGGUACUUCCCUGGCGGUCCAGUGGUUAAGACUCCGUGCUUCCAUUGGAGGCCGUGCAGCAUGGCCAAAAAUAAAAUAAACACUUCCAAAAAAUGGAUAUCCAAAUGGCCAAUAAAGAUAUCAGACCGUGCUCAUGUUCGUUAAUUAUCAAGAAAAUGGAAAAAUUAAAAUCACAAUGUGAUAUGGCUGUACACCCACCAGAAUAGCUAAUAAAAAAAAUGCGUGCAAAUGCUUGUGCAUAAUGCAUACCUGGAGGGUGCCAUGGUGUGCUCUGGCUAUUUCAAUAUGCUAGUGGAUAUUAAAGACAAGAUCCCCAAUCUCCAGGAAAAUCUGGAAAGCAGACAACCAGUGAGUACGUAACUAAGAAAACUUCACAUAUUGAUAAGGGUCAUGAAGAGAAAGAUACUGGGAAGGAGAAUUACUGGAGGGGGACAAUUCAGUUAAUCUUUUCGCCUGAAGUGUAUACAGUAUCUAUAGUGGUAGCAAUACAGGUUUUAUGUAAGUAUAGCCAGGCUAACACUGAAAAAGAAAAGCUACAAAGUGGUACUAGUCCAACCAGAUAAUUAAAAAUACUAAAAAGUCCCUAUAAUCGAAACGAUGUGGUACUCAUGCAUGAACAGACCAGUGGAAUAGAACAGAAUUCCAUAAGUAGACCCAAAUACAUAGGGGAUUUUAGUACAUAAAGGGACAGGGACGUGACACAUUCUAUUUUUUGUUUUUUGUGUUUUUUUACUUUAGGGACCAUAUUAAUGUUUUACAAAUUUCUAAAGUCAGUAACAGGGACUUCCCUGGUGGUCCAGUGGUUAAGAAUCCGUCUCGCAAUGCAGAGGACACUGGUUCGAUCCCUGGUUGGGGAACUAAGAUCCCACAUGCUGCGGGGCAGCUGAACCCGCAUGCCACAACUAGAAAGAAGACCGCGCACCGCAACAAACAGCCCACGCGCUGAAGCAAAAGAUCCAGCGUGCUGCAACUAAGACCUGACACAGCCAAUAAAUAAAUAAAUAUUUUUAAAAGUCAAUAACAACCAAAGGGGAAAGUGGGGAGGGAUAAAUUAAGAGUAUGGAUUAACAUACAGCUAUAUAUAAAACACAUAAACAACAAGGAUUUACUGUAUAGCACAGGGAACUAUACUCAAUAUCUUUUUUAAAAAUAAAUUUAUUUUAUUUAUUUAUUUUUGACUGCGUUGGGUCUUCAUUGCUGCGCGCAGGCUUUCUCUAGUUGCAGCAAGCGGGGUCUACUCUUAGUUGUGGUGUGUGGGCUUCUCAUUGUGGUGGCUUCUCUUGCUGUGGAGUACAGGCUCUAGGCACGUGGGCUUCAGUAGUUGUGGCAUGCAGGCUCAGUAGUUGUGGCUCGUGGGCUUAGUUACUCCACGGCAUGUGGGAUCUUCCCAGACCAGGGAUCAAACCAGUGUCCCCUGCAUUGGCAGGCGAAUUUUUAACCACUGCACCACCAGGGAAGUCCCUAUACUCAAUAUCUUAUAAUAACCUCUAACGAAAAAUAAUCUGAAAAAGAAUAUAUAUGUAUAACUGAAUCCCUUUGCUGUACACUUGAAACUAACACAAUAUUGUAAAUUAACUAUAGUUCAAUUUUUUUUUAAAGUGAAUAACAGAGAAGAGAACCUAAGUUGAAAUAUAAGCAAAAAAAAAAAAUAAAGUUUCCUUCACACUAAAGGGGAAAAAAGACUUAGGCAAGCAACUUUUUUUUUUUUUUCGGUACGUGGGCCUCUGUUGUGGCCUCUCCUGUCGUGGAGCACAGCCUCCGGACGUGCAGGCUCAGCGGCCAUGGCUCACGGGCCUAGCCGCUCCGCGGCAUGUGGGAUCUUCCCGGACUGGGGCACGAACCUGUGUCCCCUGCAUCGGCAGGCGGACUGUCAACCACUGCGCCACCAGGGAAGCCUGGCAAGCAACUUUUGAAGACAAUUUGACCAUAUUCCCUCAGGAUAAAAACAGAAGAAGAAAAAAAAAAAACCCGUAAACAAGUAAUUAACUCUUGUUAGUAGGAUUGAUUUACAUAGUGAUAUAGAUUAGUAAUUCUGGAACUAUUUCAUGUAUUCUAGAAUCAAGCAAAAAAGUAACUGUACUUGGGAGUAAGUAAAUAUAAUGGGAGCCAAGUUUGUUGUUGCUGGAGAAGGGCGUUGCAAUAGGGAGAGCAGGAGGCUAGGAUGAACCCUGUGGUGUUGGAUUGCAAUUGGAGGUAUCACUACAAAGUCAUGCUUUAAAAAAAAAAAAAUUAGAAAUUCAUAUAAAGGUGUGUGUAUGUAUGUCCCCCUAGCAGAGAGGACAUAGAAGCAAUUACACCGCCAUAGCAAUGAGAAUAUCCAGCACCCAGAUCCCAGGAACAAGGGCUCCUUGGAGAAAUAGCAUAAGACACUGAGCAGAGAAAACACAAGGUGAGAUUGGAACAUUCUGAGGUGGUAGAAAGUAGGGAAGCGCUCAAAAAAUGGUUGAAAUAUGUCAAAAAGUCACAGUAUCUCAAGGAGUUCUCACUGGCCAAAUCUGGACAAUCUGAGCAUCAAAACAGGUCAUAAUAGUAGCAGAUUGAGUAAAACCAUUGACUAACACAGUGACUAAAAGAAGAAUCCAUGAAACAUGCUUUAUAUUAGAAUGCCAACUUACAAAUGUAGAAGGAAUGGCGAAAUUAGAAAAUCACCAUCAAUCAACCAUCACAGUAAUCAUUGAUUCUGGUAAAAAUCAUCAAUGUAUGCCAAAACCAAUGGGUGAAAAUUUGAUGAGAAACAGAAUUUGAUGCCAUUGUAAAGUCUCUCUCCACAAAUAUUAAUUACAAAGGGAAAAGUAGUAACAUUACAGUGAAGAAACCUGGCAGACAGCAUCUUGACCAGUUAUCAAAGUUAACAUAACCAGUGUGGCACAAAAUGACAUCCUGUACCUCCAGAACAGAGUGACUCCUGUGAUAUUCCUGCCAAAAGGCAUAACCAGAAUUUAAUCAUAAGGAAAUCACAGAAAAAUGCAAAUUGAGCAAUGCUCUACAAAAUAACUGGCCUUUGCUCUUCAAAAAUGUCAAGGUCAAGAAGGACAAAGCUUGAAGAAUUGUUUCAGGUUAAAGGAGACUAAAGAGACAUGACAAGUGUAAUAUAUAACCCUGGAACAGAAAUUUUUUUUUUCUGUAAAGGCUUUAUUGGAACAAUUGUGAAUUUGAAUAAGGUAAAUAUUAAAAUAAAAGUAUUAUAUCCAUGUAAAUUUCAUAAUUUUGAUCAUUGUAAUUAUGGAGAUUAUGGGAGAGAAUGUCUUUGCUUUUAGGAUGUAUACACUGAAGCAUUUAGGGAUAAAGGAGCCUUACGUGGGUAACUGACUUUCUGAAUGAAAUUCCAAGUGUUCAGAAAAAAAUAGGAUCGUAAAGUAAAUGCAGUAAAUGUCAGCAUUUACAGAAUCUGUGUGAAGGGUAUACAGGAAUUCUUUGUGCUAUUCUUGCAACUUUUCUGUACAUUUGAUAUUAUGUCAAAAUAAAAAGUUUCAUUAACAAAGAAAGCAGGUUUGCAUUCUGCCUUCUCCAUUAAUUGCUCUGUGAUGUUGAACAGGUCGCUUCACCUCUCUGUGUUUCUGUGUCUGUUACAUGAGGAUCGAAAUAGUACCCACGUGAUGGGAUUGUUAUGAAAAAUAAUUAAUGCAUGUAACAUUCUUAAAACUAGGCCUGGUAAAAGAAAGAGCACUUUAGGGCUUCCCUGGUGGUGCAGUGGUUGAGAAUCCACCUGCCGAGGCAAGGGACACGGGUUCGUGCCCCGGUCCGGGAAGAUCCCACAUGCCAUGGAGCGGCUAGGCCCGUGAGCCAUGGCCAUUGGGCCUGCGCGUCCGGAGGCUGUGCUCCGCAACGGGAGAGGCCACAGCAAUGAGAGGCCCGCGUACUGCAAAAAAGAAAAGAAAAGAAAAGAAAGAGCACUUAAAUUUUAGCUUUUAUAAUUUUUACUUGAAAAUUUGUCUUUCUUCACCUCCAAAAAGUUUUCUCUGUCUUCCUUUCUUUCUUAAAAUUCCCUUUUCUUCCUUAUUAUUGGUUUCUCCUUGUAGAAUUCCUAUUAGACAUUAGAAUUUCUGGCACUGCCUUUCACAUGUCAUUUUCUCUCAUGUUUUCCACUUUUAUCCUUUUGUACAGAAUUUUGGGAGAAACUCUGAGCAUGAUUUUUCUAUUCUUAUAGCUACUCUUCCACAUAUCUCCAAUUCUACUAUUCAGCCAAGCUGUUGAGUUAUUUACUUCAUGUGUUUAAUCUCCAAGAAAAUAGAUUGGUUUUAAAAAAGCCUAAUCUGGGUUUAUGCAUACUCUUUCUUUUCUGGUGUUUCAGAAUGUAAGGAGUGAGGUGGAGGGCAGUGGUGGGGGGCAAGGCAGAGGCUUAAUUGAGUUUUUAAAGUUCUGUUCCAAAUUCUUGAGGUCCAGCCACUUUUUUGCCAUUGGAAUCCUUAAAACACUCUAGUAUAGUUAUAUAAAUCUCACUUUUCACUGUUACUCCUUAAUUUAAAAGGUCUAAUGCAAGUUUCCUGCACCCAUUGUCUUGUUCUAUAGUCUCAUACUUUAUUUUAUUUUAAAAAAUAUUUAUUUAUUUAUUUAUUUAUUUAUUUAUUUAUGGGCUGUGUCAGGUCUUAGUUGUGACACUCAGGAAUCUUUCAUUGCUGUGCGCAGGCUCCAGAGCACGUGGGCUCAGUACCUGUGGUGCGUGGGCUCUCUAGUUGUGGUUCGCAUGCUCAGUAGUUGCGGUGUACGAGCUUAGUUGCCCUGCAGCAUGUGGGAUCUUAAUUCCCCAAGCAGGGAUCGAACCGGCAUCCCCUGCAUUUGCAAGACAGAUUCUUAACCACUGGACCACCAGGGAAGUCCCUACAUUAUUUUAAAUAAGGUUUUCUUUUAGAAUGGUUUUAGAUUUACAGAAAAGUUGCAAAAAUAGUUCAGAGUUCCCAAAUAAUGAGCACCCAGUUUCCCCUUUUGUUAACAUCUUAUACUACUAUGGUACAUUUGUAUAUCCUUAUUAACUGAAGCCCAUACUCCAGUCAAAUUUCCUUAGUUUUUACCUAAUGUCCUUCUGUUCCAGAAUCCUAUCCAGGAUACCAUAUUACAUUUAUUCCUCUGUGUCCUUAUGCUCCUCAAGACUGUGACAGUUUCUCAGAGUUUCCUUGCUUUUGAUGUCCUUGACAGUUUUGAGGAGUACUGGUCAGUUGUUUUAUAAAAUGUCCCUGAAGUUGUGACUGUCUAAUGUUUUUUUCCUAGUUAGACUGGGAGUUUGAAUUUGGGGGAGGUAGACCACACUAACUGCCACUGUUACAACAUCAUAUUAGAGGUAUAUGCUAUCAACAUAACUUAUCACUGAUGAUAUUAGCCUUGAAUUCCUAGCCAAGGUAGUGUUUGCCAGAUUUCUCCACUGUACAGUUAUUUUAUCCCUCUUCCCAGGCUAUGCUCUUUGGAAGGAAGUCACUAUGCACAGCCCACACUUAAGGGGUGGGGAGUAAUGCUUCAACUACUCGAGGAGGGGUAAUCCACACAAAUUAUUUAGAAUUCUUCUAUGUGGUAGAUUUGGUCAAUCUCCCCCAUUUAUUUAUUCAACUAUUUAUUUAUGUCAGGAUGGACUCACUGAUAUUUAUUUUAUACUUUGGGUUAUAAUUCAAUAUUAUGUAUUUUUGUUUUUGUUUUUGUUUGUUUUUCUCAAAUUGUUCCAGCUUUGGCUAUUGUGAGCUCUUUCAGUUAGCUCCUGUGUCCCUUUGACAUACCCCAUCAUUUUGUUUUUUGAAGCACUUCCUUUAUUUUCUGGUGCUACAAGACAUUGCAGGCUCAUCUUGUAUAUUUCCUGCCCAGCCUUAGAAUCAGCCAUUUCUCCAAGGAGUUCUGGUUCCUGUCAACCUAAAUAAACCUAAGAGGCAAUAAUCAAGCAAAAAAACAUUUAUUUGGGAUCGAAGAAUUGCAAUUUGAGGCACAUAGAUUCUAGUAACAACCCAGUGUCCCGCUAGGGAGUAAAAGUCAGGGACUUUCAAAGGCGAAGAAAGGAAGUUUGCAUUACAGACUCUUAACUGGAGUUGGAGGCAGAAGCUAGUUUCGGCUAAACAUGAUUGGGUACUAAGGCUACCACUGCAGUGAGGUAAAAGUCCGUUACUGUGACAAGUUGCAGGUGUUCUUGCAGAGUCCUUGGAAUAUCUGUGGUUUGGCCUCACCUGGCUCCACCUGGUGAGGACGUGCAUAAGGUCCACCUUCUAAUGGCCUUCUGGCUCCAUUUUAAAACCCCUUGACAUUAGUGACUCCAUUUUAUUUCAUAUUUCACACUUCUUUCAUUGUUGAAUGAUAUUAGAAACCAAAUGCUGGGCAUAGGAAUUGCUCAUUUUUCCUGGGAUUGCUUCUAGGCCCUCUCAGCAGACAGAGCUGGAGAACAUAUUUGUGUAUACUAAUGCAGGUAUAUAUACAAAUCUAUAUUAUUUAUAUAUGUGUAUGUAUUAAGCUAAAUAUGAAUUCAUAUUGAUUUCUCUGACUCUAAUCCAGUAACAAAUAGUUCAUUCUGCCUUCUGUGAUAUUGUGUUAUAAUAAGAAAUAUAUAUUUGGUCUUAUACCUCAUUCCUGGCACAGAGCUCCUAAAACCCUUGAAAUUUCCUACGUGAUGAGAGUGAUAAAGGUGUCUUUUGUUGUGUUAAGGAAGUGACUUUUGGAAAGCACCUAAGGAUGAGAUCUGGUAGCCAGUGGAGCUAACCGUGUGAUUAGAAAUUGAAACUUUCAGUCCCCCUUUUCCUCUCCUUCACUACCGUUCCACCUCUGGGGAGGGGAGAGGAGCUGGAGAUUGAGUUCAAUCAUGCCUAUAUAAUGAAGCCUCCAUAAAAACCCAAAAGGAGGGAGUUCAGAGAGCUUCUAAGUUAGGGAACCAGAAUGCUUCCAUGUGCCACUGUUCCCGGCCCCAAACUCCAUGAGAAUAGAUGCUCCUUUGGGAUGUUCCCCUCCAUAUCUCUUCACUUGGCUGUUCAUUCAUAUCCUUUAAUAUCCUUCAUAAUAAAUCGGUAAUCUAGUAAGUAAAUGGGUUUCCUUAGGUCUAUGAGCCAUUCUAGCAAAUUAAUCAAACCUGAAGAAGGGGUUGUGAGACCAUAACCAAUUGGUCAGGAACAGGUAACAACCUAGCUUCCAAUUGGUCAGAAGCACAGGUAACAAUCUGGGCUUACAAUUGGCAUCUGAAGUGGUGAGGAGUGGGCAGUCUUAUAAGACUGAGCCCUCAGCCUGUGGAAUUUGAUGCUAUCUCUGGGAAAAUGGUGUCAGAAUUGGGUUGAAUUGUAGGACAUCCAGCUGGUGUCCGAAAAUUGCUUGGUGGCACACAUUGUAAUUGGUGACUGGAACCCUCUUAUCUCCCCACCUUGGGUGGUCUGGAACUUCCCACUCCAAGACUGAGGAACCUGGCUUUCAUUGUCUUUCAUCCAUUUAUUUAUUUGUUUACAUGUAGUGGUUUCAGAAUUGUUUACCCAUACACCGUUUACGUACACUUGUCUUUAGACUUACAGUUUCUACUCAUUCCCAAAGUUACUUAAGUCAGCUUUCCCCACCCCCCAUAUUCUUCAAUGAGGUUUAUCAUACUUUUUUUUUUUUUGCGGUACGCGAGCCUCUCACUGUUGUGGCCUCUCCCUUUGCGGAGCACAGGCUCCGGACGCGCAGGCUCAGCGGCCAUGGCUCACGGGCCCAGCCGCUCCACGGCUUGUGGGAUCUUCCCGGACCGGGGCACGAAUCCGUGUCCCCUGCAUCGGCAGGCGGACUCUCAACCACUGCGCCACCAGGGAAGCCCUAUCAUACAUUUUUAAUACAACUGGAUUCAAUUGGAUUGAAUUGGAUUUUUUGUCAUUGUCUGAAUUUCAUCCUGGGAUCCCUCAGAAUCAACUUCCUAAUUUAUUUUUUUUGUGAGUAAGCAUUAAGUUUCACUAUUUGUGCUGUUAUGUUCUACGGAUUUGGACAAAUGCAUAGUGUUAUAUAUCCACUACCACAGUAACAUACAGAAUAGUUUCACCAUUCUAAAAAAUUCCCUGUGCUUCACAUGUUCAACUCUUCCAAAUCCCUAAACCUCUGGCAAUCAGUGAACUGUUUAAUGUCUUAAUAGUUUGCCUUUUUCAGAAUGUCAUAUAAAAUGUAUGUAUGUAUGUAUGUAGCCUUUUCAGACUAGUACCCUUAUAAGAAGACAGGAGAGCUUGCUUAAGCUCUUUCUUCUUUCUGCCAUGUGAAGAUGAAACAAGAAGAUAACCAUCUGCAAACCAGGAAGCAAGCCCUCACUAGACACUAAAUCUGCCUAUGCCUUGAUCUUGAUCUGCUGGCUAGCCUCCAGAACUGUGAGAAAUAAGUGUUUGUUGCUUUGGCCACCCAGUCCAUCCUAAUUUGGUUUUUGUUUAUUAUUUUAUAUGGAGCAGCUGUUUUAUUUAUUUAUUUUAAGAAUUUUUUAAAAAAUUAAUUAAUUUAUUUUUGGCUGCAUUGGGUCUUCAUUGCUGUGCAUGGGCUUUCUCCAGUUGCGGCGAGCAGGGGCUACUUUUCGUUGUGGUGCGUGGGCUUCUCAUUGCGGUGGCUUCUCUUGUUGCAGAGCACGGGCUCUAGGCACGUGGGCUUCAGUAGUUGUGGCACACGGGCUCAGUAGUUGUGGCUCAUGGGUUCUAGAGUGCAGGCUCAGUAGUUGUGGCGCACGGGCUUAGUUGCUCCACGUCAUGUGGGAUCUUCCCGGACCAGGGCUCGAACCCGUGUCCUCUGCAUUGGCAGGCGGAUUCUUAACCACCAUGCCACCAGGGAAGCCCCUUAUUUUAAAAAAAUAUAUUUAUUUAUUUAUUUGGCUGAGCCAGGUCUUAGUUGCGGCCUGCGAUAUCUUCGUUGCCGCGUGCGGGAUCUUCAUUGUGGCAUGUGGGAUGUUUAGUUGUGGCAUGAGAACUCUUAGUUGUGGCAUGUGGGAUCUAGUUCCCUGACCAGGGAUUGAACCCGGGCCCCCUGCAUUGUAAGCGUGGAGUCUUAGCCACUGGACCACCAGGGAAGUCCCUAUCCUAAUUUGUUAUAGCAGCCCAAAUUAAGAUAGUGGUGAUAUCUCGUUGUUUUAAUUUGCAAUUCCCUAAUGACAAAUGAUAUUGAGAAUAUUUUCAUAUGCUUAUUUGCCACCUGUAUAUCUUCUUUGGUGAGGUAUAUGCUCAAAGCUUUUGCCCAUUUUUCAAAUGGGUUAUUUUCUUAUUGUUGAGUUUUAAGAUUUUAAAAAUAUAUUCUGGAUACAAAUCUUUUAUUAGAUAUGUAUUUGCAAAUAUUUUCUUUCAGUCUAUGGCUUGUCUUUUCAUUCUCUUAGUGUCUUUCACACAACAAAUGUUUUUG
Orcinus orca (killer whale) is the source of this 15981-nucleotide messenger RNA. Its product is annotated as zinc finger protein 82 homolog. The record is from RefSeq and is a predicted model, not a curated record. Gene Ontology annotation, biological process: regulation of cytokine production; negative regulation of transcription by RNA polymerase II; regulation of immune system process. NCBI's taxonomy places the organism in Eukaryota, Metazoa, Chordata, Mammalia, Artiodactyla, Delphinidae. Gene Ontology annotation, cellular component: nucleus. Gene Ontology annotation, molecular function: RNA polymerase II transcription regulatory region sequence-specific DNA binding; DNA-binding transcription repressor activity, RNA polymerase II-specific. The coding region runs from base 214 to 1089 and encodes 291 amino acids. The transcript has 6 exons.